GUGCAUGAAUCAAUCUUAAGACGUCCCUGGGAUGUCACCCUUCCUUCUUCGCUACCUGGCGCUCUCAAGGAUGAUGUUAUGAUUCUCAUUCACAUCUGGAAAGCUCGUAAUUCCAAGAUUUAUGACCAUCGGAACUCCUCCCCUGCUGAAAUUCUUCGCCACAUCGCUGCUGAUAUUGAUGCUUGGAGUUGUAGAUAUAGGAGGCUAGCCGCGGAACUCCAUGCUUGGCAAGAAUGGAUUGUAACUUGCUAGACACCUCUCCAUUUUCUUCCUGCUCUCCUCAUGUAUUCUCUCUGCUCGGGAUGCCGAGUACUAUUUGUAACCGGACUCACAAGUUUCAAAUGAAAUAGUAGGUGGGAUCUCCCCCCAUAUAUUUCAAAAAAAAUCUGGAAACUUUUACUAAUUCGCAGUAAGCUGAGGUGCAAACACCAAAAAAAACUCGGGUAGUACGAGUGUACUACUACUGUUGCGGCAGCUGCGACCGCGACCCACCGCUCCAGAGCCACAUUGUGGGGUCCGCUCUCUUAAUGGCCCCACGUGUCAUGGCAGACGGGGGGCGUAUAAUUAGGCGGAGAUCCGGGGAUUAAAUUUAGGCGAGCGAGUUCAUUUCCCGGAUCCGUUUUCUCGUUAUUUUUUUUUUCUCUUCGUUCCUUCUCUGUCCUCGCUCUCGCCUCUCUACGCUGCUCCCCACUUUUUCCCCGCACCCCCGCAAAAAAAAAAAACACUUUUUCCCCGCACCCUCCCGCUCGCGCCAAUCUCCUUCCCCAUCUCCGUCUAGAAUCUUCGAGAACCUUCGGGGGGCGGAGAUCGGCGCCCCCGGCCGCCCGGCGAUGGUCUCCUGGCGGCGCAGCGCGUCCUGGCUGUCGUCUGCCUCCCGCUCCUCGCUCGGCGGCGCCGUCGGCGGGGUGGCGAAGGUCACGCCGGAGGUGGAUCCGGCGGCCCAGGAGGUGGUGGAGGAGGAGGAGGAGGUCGACGAGGAGCGGUGGUCGCGCCUGCUCCCGGAGCUGCUCACGGAGAUCGUGCGGCGCGUCGACGCCGGCGCCGAGCGGUGGCCACUGCGGCGGGACGUGGUGGUCUGCGCCUGCGUAUGCCGGCGGUGGCGGGACGCCGCGUUCUCGGUGGUGCGACCGCCGCUCGAGGGUGGGAGGAUCACCUUCCCGUCGUCGCUCAAGCAGCCUGGACCCAGGGAUGCACCGAUGCACUGCUUUAUCAGGAGGGACAAAAAGAACUCAACCUUUUCUCUCCACCUCAGCUUAACGCAGGCCCUAACGGAUAAAGGGAAGUUUCUUUUGGCUGCUCGAAGGUUCAGACAAGGAGCACAUACAGAAUAUAUCAUCUCUUAUGACUAUGAUGAUCUUCACCCAGGAAGCACUUCAUAUGUUGGAAAGUUGAGAUCUGACUUCCUGGGGACAAAAUUCAUCGUCAAUGAUAGCCAGGCACCAUAUGAUGGUGCUAAGCCUUCGAGGAGCCGAUCUAGUCGCUGCUUUGCAAGCAAGCAGAUAAGCCCACAGGUUUCAGGAGGCAAUUACGAAGUAGGACAGGUGACAUAUAAGUUCAACUUCCUGCAAUCAAGAGGACCAAGACGAAUGCAGUGCAGUAUCCAGUGCCCUGUAGGUCAGGGUACUGCACCAGAUCCUUUCAAGGAGAAAACACACGCCCCGAAUUCCUUAGAUCUAAAGAACAAAGCUCCACGAUGGCACGAGCAUCUGCAAUGCUGGUGCUUGAAUUUCCAUGGCCGGGUGACCGUCGCCUCUGUGAAGAACUUCCAGCUCGUUGCCACGGCUGGUUCUGGUGGACCAUGGGGCGUUGGAGACGAGGAGACGGUGAUCCUGCAAUUUGGUAAGAUAGAGGACGAUGCGUUCACGAUGGACUACCGUCAGCCUCUGUCAGCCUUCCAGGCGUUUGCCAUCUGCCUCACCAGCUUUGGCACGAAGCUGGCUUGUGAAUAAGUGACUCGGGUUGUUUACCUUGUUAUAUGGGUGCGUGGGGGUCAAAAUGUAGCUGGUAGUCUGAACUAGUUGCCCUGAGCUGGGAGAAAAAGGCGACAAGAAAGAGUGGGCACAUGUUGCCCCUAACUUGACGGUUUUCUUGUGAUCGCCUAAUGAUUUGAGUUAUAUCGAUGUGCGUCUAUGUUGUUUAUGAGAUGAUGACUUAUUUUUAUAUAAAUGUUGCCCCCCUUUUGGUGAGAUUACUCG
Panicum virgatum (switchgrass) is the source of this 2195-nucleotide messenger RNA. RefSeq names its product tubby-like F-box protein 9. The record is from RefSeq and is a predicted model, not a curated record. NCBI's taxonomy places the organism in Eukaryota, Viridiplantae, Streptophyta, Magnoliopsida, Poales, Poaceae. Bases 831 to 1949 code for a protein of 372 amino acids. Gene Ontology annotation, molecular function: protein binding. The transcript is spliced from 4 exons.